Messenger RNA from Naegleria gruberi, 1275 nucleotides. RefSeq lists its product as uncharacterized. Gene Ontology annotation, biological process: RNA methylation. Lineage: Eukaryota; Heterolobosea; Eutetramitea; Acrasida; Naegleriidae. The transcript is spliced from 2 exons. The coding region runs from base 1 to 1275 and encodes 424 amino acids. Gene Ontology annotation, molecular function: methyltransferase activity; RNA binding. The record is from RefSeq and is a predicted model, not a curated record.
AUGCAGCAAAGAAAUUCUUCAUUCACCGUGGAAAUAUUUCAACAAGAAGUUUUGGAUUACCUAUCGGAAAGUUUAAUGUUGAAGGAAAAACAUGGAUCGGAAGAAUCUAAAAAUUUACUUGUUAAUUCUCUGUUGAGACCUCCAUCCAUAUCAACCAUUCGAGUGAAUACUUAUCAUUAUAAAAAAGAUAUUGUUGUGGAUAGAAAAUGUGGAGAAGCUGUACUGAGAGGAGCUGAUGUAUUUGCUCCAGGAAUUUUGGGAAUUUCAAAAAAUUGUCAUUCUGGAUCUGAAAUUGCAAUUCUAUGUGAUAUUUCUUCUCAAACAAAGAAGGGAUUCAGAUUUGAAAAAACCAUUGAGGAAAUGAUACAAAUUGAUGAAAAUACCAAGUACCAGAAUUUCAUCUAUGUUGGAAAUGGAAUUUUGAAAAUGGACAGGACCAGUAUUUUCCAAGCCAAUGUAAAGGGAAUUGGAUUGGAGGUAACCCAACCAUUCUAUGAGACCUGCUCCUUGAAUGAAAUAUCUCAAACAUAUUACAAUGAAUUUUUCGCUCAAAAUAUUUGCUCCAUGGUGGUAGCUCACCUUUUGGAUCCAAAAAAGGGAGAAAAGAUUUUGGAUAUGUGUGCAUGUCCAGGUGGAAAAACUACACACAUUUCAAAUCUUAUGGAGAAUGAAGGUGAAUUGAUUUGUUGCGAUAGACAGAAAGGAAAGGUUGACCUAUUAAAGAAAUUGAGUGAAAAACUUGGUUAUUCAGUGAUGAAACCAACAGUCCUUGAUGGUACAAAGGCAACAAGAAGAGUUAACACUGAUUCUUCUGAAAAUCAAAAAUCAAAAAAGAGAAAGACCAAUGAAGAACAAGUAUUUUUAGAGGAGAAUUAUUUUGAUAGAGUAUUGGUGGAUGCACCAUGUUCUGGACUUGGACAAAGACCUACCCUCUCAUUUAAGGAAUUUUCAUUGGAUUCUCUCAAAAAGACAGCUGAAUAUCAACGAAAGAUUUUGGCAGAGGCUUUCAAGGUUUUAAAACCUGGUGGUAUUCUUGUCUUUUCCACAUGUACCAUCAGUCCAAUGGAGAAUGAAGAAAAUGUUUUGUGGAUGCUUGAAAAUUUCCACUCUAAAAUUGAGUUAUUGACACCCAACAUGACAGCUUUUGCCAGUGAAGGUCUUUCAUCCAUUAUUUCUGAUUCUUCAAUACGGAGUAAGGUCCUUCGAUUUGAUCCAGUAACAACUCCUGAAACUAUUGGGUUCUUUGCUUGCAAAUUCAAAAAACUUUCCAAUUAA